CUUCGGGAAAGAAAUUGACAGGAAACAAAAUAAUCUUAAAAAGCCAUGUUUUUAGCCACCAAAAGUGCACUUAGGCAGCUGGAAGUUUCCCUCCAAUGCUCUGCAUGUCACAAACUCCUUACAGAGCCAUGCACCCUGGGAAACUGUCCUCAUCUUAUUUGCAAGGCAUGUGUUGGAAAAUACGCAGGCAAUGCUUGCCCGGCCUGUCGAGCCCCAGCAUGGGCGAAGGACCUGCAGGUCAAGAGAGAGCUGGGGAUGGUCGUCCGUCUCUGUCGAAGGCUCCAACGUCUGAUCAACACAGAACCUGAACAAAUAGAUACAGCCAGCAUGAAGCUCAGUGAGGACACUGAACCUAAUGGGAGUUUGACGGGGGAAAGUGGGAGAGAUAUAGACGAAGACGAUGAAGGAUUGAGUUUCAUUAUGAAUGAGGCAUCAGAAAUGGCUGAUGGUUCUGAAACGGAGCCAAUGUCUAUCUCUGAAUCAGAUGCAGAGGUUCAGAAACACAGCAAGGUCAUCCGCAAGGCACUCCGUCCUGUCCAGGGGUCAGACACGGACUCCUUGUCCGAGUCCGAAACAGGGAAAGCUGACCGACGACCUGGCAAGAAGAGAGAAAAGGUCCUGCAGAAGAAGUUGAGAGAGAAGACUGAGCAUGCAGGUGGUGAGAAGCCUGGGUCAAGGACGCUGAUAACAGAGAAUUCAGAAGGCAAAGAAAAUGAUGCUUUAAGAAAGAAGGCACCAGGCAACAAACAAAGUUCCAGAAAACCUAAACCAUCUACAAACUCUGAUGGAAACAACCCCUUUGCAGUGUAUGACUUUGAAGCUUCGCCACCGCAUCCUAAGACUCGCAAGGGUAGGAUGCGGGUCAUGCAGCAGACAAAGCGGGAGGUACAACUGAAGAAAGUGGCGGCAGCAAACAAGAAAUGGGACUCGGUGUCCAGUGUCUCAGCCUCCAGGAAGGAUGGCAGAAAGCAUGUUUCCUUCUCUGAUGACAGUUUAAAGUCGGGAUCAAGUAGCGCUGAGGAUAGUGAGAAGAAAUCCCAUUCAAAGACCAAAUCUGUGACCGUGACUUCAGCGACAAAAGAAGCUUGUGGAUUGAAGGACAGAUCUAAGAAAAGUAAAUCUGAGAGUGCUUCCAAACUCACUUCCAGCCCUACAACAACCGGGCAAGGUAAGGGAAGGAGUAAGAAGAGUGUCAAGUCUGGCAUGAAAGACAAAGAGCAGUCCUCACCUACAGUCUCCAAGCCACAAAGCCAGAAAGGAAAGAACUCUAGGAGUCAGACUGGUGAGUCUCCGUCUGGUGACACUGGUGAUUUGACGCCAGAUCCUUGUCCAAGUGUAGCUAGGGUUGGCCAGAAAAGAAGAUCACCAGCAUCUGUAUCAGAAUCAUCAAGUGGAAAAGCCAGCUCUUCUCCAAACAGUGUUGGCAAGAAACAGAAAACGGUUGAACCAAGUACUCCGACAACCAACAGCAGAGUGGGACAGAAAAGGAGGCUUUCAGGAGGAAGGAUAAGGAUAUCACUGAGCCCAAAUUCAUCGUUUGGUUCUCCAAAGCCAGCCUUGAUGAAAAGAAACAAGAGAGGGGAGACGUCACUGCAUGUAGCAUGUAUAAAGGGUGAUGAGAAUGAAGUGAAGUCCCUCCUGGUGCAAGGUGCUGAUCCAAACUCUAAAGACAAUGCUGGCUGGACUCCAUUGCAUGAAGCGUGCAACCACGGUCACACAGUCUUAGUGGGUCUUCUCCUGGAUCACAAUGCUCUGAUCAACGCCCCUGGGUUUGAGCAUGAUACACCCCUUCAUGAUGCAGUCAAUAACAACAGGAUCCCCGUCAUCAAAUUCCUAAGAAAGAGAGGUGCUUCAUUGGAAACCAGGAACAUCCACGGUCUGACUCCACUGGACCUACCCGCAACACCGGCCAUCAAGGAAGCUCUACUUACCCAACCCCUAUCAGAGGUCAACAAUUCACCUGUCCGCACCCCAGUCACAGCCCCAUCACAGCAUCUACAGGAUCGACAUGUCGUUCUUCUGGGAACAGGUCUGAAAGCCAGGGAGAAGAUGGCCUUACAGACAUGUAGUGAUCUCUUACAAGGGAGGGUGGUUGAUGAGUUCAGCCCGGAGGUGACCCAUCUAGUAGCAGCCUGUGAGGAGGAUGGUCAAUGUCUUCGGACCAUGAAGUACAUGCAGGCUGUCCUGGCAGGACGAUGGGUGGUGUCCUUCAAGUGGGUUAAGGAAUGCAUCAAACUUGAAGAGAGAGUAGAGGAAGUGGAGUACGAGAUUCCUGGAACAUCAGCUGACCCUGAGAGUAACACUGCAAGAAGAGGACGGGAAAAUGUUCAGAAACAGUUCCCAGGAUUGUUUGAUGGCUGUCACUUCUACUUUAGCGGAACCUUCAAGCAUCCGACGCCUCCCAAACCAGAGCUAAUCCAACUCAUUAAGCUCGGAGGAGGUACCAUCCUCAAUCGUCAACCUAAACCAGAUGAUGAUGUCAUUCAGGUGUCGACCGUCGUUCCUUACCACGCCCGCACGGAGUCGCAGUACGCUUCUUGCGCGUACUACGUUGUUUAUGACCAUCUAGGGAAGAGAGCGCCAUCUAGCAUCAGAACGCAGAAAGUCUGCACUAUACCUGUUUACUGGCUGUUGGACUGUGUAUCUCAGUUUACAUUAUUGGAUCCACCAAAGGAAUGAACUUGAAAUAAUGAUAAUAAUGAUCAUUAUUUGGUAUCAUUAUCAUGAUCAUUCAGAUCCAUUCUAAGCGAUGCUCAGUGCCCCUGGAUUUAGCCCAGCUGCUCCAAUUCCCUGAAGCAUUCAAGGAUGAACAUCCCUAUCUAGUACCCAUUUACUACACCUUGAUAGAGAGUGGCAAAUUGAGAAUAAUUGCUUGCCAAAGGACUUUAAUUCUGGGCUGGAAGUUGAACUGCAGACCAUGUGAUGCAGAGUACAUUCCUGUGACAUAUCCACUUGAUCAUGACAGCUCUAUUCGUGAUUCUCAGAAUAUAGAUCAUUCUUGAAUAUUAUGUUUGUGAGACCUGUGUAGCAAGGUUGCAGCACAUUGUCAUUUGUUGAUUACCAUAGAUGAAUCAUGAACACUAUUCAUUGCAUGUAAAGAAAUUUAAUGUAAUACAUGUAUUUCACUACCGGUAAACAUUUACAUGUGUUUGUUUUAUCUUUUAUUGCGUAUACUUUCCUAUUCAAUGUCCUUGUUCUAAAAUACAUCUUCAAGUGGAAUCCUGCUUCUGUUAGGAAUAUCAUGAUAUCAAAGUGUUUUCGUCAUUACUUUACAUAAUCACUUUGGAUGCUAAUAUUAUGGGCAGUAUUGGAAUGACAUCCUUCAUCCUUCUUUUCUUCUCUUUUUGCUGCUCAUUUGCUUGGCAUUUAUAAUAAUGAUAAUAAUAUUUAGCUUUUAUAUAGCGCUUAAUACAAUGUCUC
This is a messenger RNA of Strongylocentrotus purpuratus (purple sea urchin), 3420 nucleotides long. Its product is annotated as BRCA1-associated RING domain protein 1. The record is from RefSeq and is a predicted model, not a curated record. The transcript has 9 exons. Gene Ontology annotation, molecular function: protein binding. Bases 46 to 2679 code for a protein of 877 amino acids. Lineage: Eukaryota; Metazoa; Echinodermata; Echinoidea; Camarodonta; Strongylocentrotidae.